ACACAAAUAACUGCAUCCAUAUAGCUAAAACUUAAAGCAGUACAUCUUUUUUCUUCAGCAAGAUUUCUCAAUUUUAGGCCCCAAAUCUUGGUUGAUAGGACCAGCCAAUUGCAGAGCUGUCCGAAUACGACAUCACUCCAGAUCAUUAGAAGGGAUGUCGCAUUCAAAUGAAGACAACAUCUCUCCCUCUUAACAUUCCACCAAACAUUUACUAAAUUUAAAAGCCUUUCCAUAACUCUAUAUAACAAUGUUACGUCUUCCUGUUGAUUCUCAUCACAACUAAAUGGCUUCGGUGCUUUGGGCUCUCAUCUUGGCAUGUCUGAGUUUCCCACUAGCUAUUACUGAUGCCCAAACACCAGCUGUUUCGCCAUCAACACCUACAACCACCACACCUCCACCCACAACCACACCAACCACUCCAACACAAUCACCAGCAAGUGCAGUGACACCCCCAACUGCAACCACUCCUAUAUCAUCACCAUCUCCUAAAGUCGCACCAGCUACCACCCCAGUAGUUCCACCACCACAACCACCACAAAGUUCUCCAGCUGCCACUCCAAUACCACCACCAGCUACACCGCCACCACAAGUGUCUCCAGCACCAGCUCCAGCAACACCACCACCAGCACCAGCUCCAGCUAAGGAAGUACCUGCACCCGCACCAGCAACACCACCACCGGCACCUGUGCCAGCACCAGCUAUUCCACCACCAGCCCCCUCACCAUCAUUAGUGCCUUCCCCAGCACCAGCUCCUGGAAAACACAAGAUGAAAAGAAAACACAAGCACAAGCAUCAUCAUCAUGCACCAGCUCCUGCACCAAACCCCCCCAGCCCCCCAGCCCCACCUACAGUGACAACAGCAUCUGAGGACACAGCUCCUGCACCAUCCCCAAAUGGAGGAAAUACAUUGUAUCACCAGGAAGGAAGGGCAAGAAUGUGGGCAAGAAUGUGGGCAAGGACAGUGUUAGCAUUUGCCUCUCUGCUGGUUGUUACAGGCUACAGUUUCUAGAAACCUUACCAAGCCAUGAAAUUAUUUUUAUAAUGAAAAGAGAGAUUAUUUUAUAUGUACAAAAUAAGAUUGGUAUGGAAUUCAUAUUAUAGGAAUUAAAAUGUAAAAGGCAAGCCAAGAAAUUGUCAACAUUUUUGUACAUUUUCAGUCCCUCGAAGUAUAUAAUAAAGACGGACCUUACAACCAUGAACAAAA
Populus trichocarpa (black cottonwood) is the source of this 1204-nucleotide messenger RNA. RefSeq names its product lysine-rich arabinogalactan protein 19. The record is from RefSeq and is a predicted model, not a curated record. The transcript has 2 exons. The coding region runs from base 284 to 1009 and encodes 241 amino acids. Lineage: Eukaryota; Viridiplantae; Streptophyta; Magnoliopsida; Malpighiales; Salicaceae. Gene Ontology annotation, cellular component: plasma membrane.